This is a messenger RNA of Brassica oleracea var. oleracea, 1749 nucleotides long. RefSeq names its product protein NRT1/ PTR FAMILY 5.14-like. Gene Ontology annotation, biological process: transmembrane transport; dipeptide transport. NCBI's taxonomy places the organism in Eukaryota, Viridiplantae, Streptophyta, Magnoliopsida, Brassicales, Brassicaceae. The coding region runs from base 23 to 1711 and encodes 562 amino acids. The transcript is spliced from 4 exons. Gene Ontology annotation, cellular component: membrane. The record is from RefSeq and is a predicted model, not a curated record. Gene Ontology annotation, molecular function: tripeptide transmembrane transporter activity; dipeptide transmembrane transporter activity.
UAUUUUCUCCUUCAUUAACGAAAUGGCCACAACCGCAGAAACACCUCUUCUAGAAGAACACGUGAUGGACGCCGUUGACCACGACGGGCUUGUCGCCGACAGAUCAAACACCGGUAGAUGGACUGCCGCAUGGUUCAUAAUCGGUGUGGAGGUUGCGGAGAGAUUCGCUUAUUAUGGGAUCGCAUCAAACCUUAUCAGCUACUUGACUGGACCACUUGGCCAAUCUACGGCGGUUGCCGCCGCUAAUGUCAACGCGUGGACGGGAAUCUCCUCUCUUCUUCCUGUUCUUGGAGCUUUUGUCGCCGACGCUUUUCUCGGUCGGUACCGAACCAUUAUCAUCGCGUCUCUUAUUUACGUACUGGGGAUGGCACUUUUGACUUUGUCUGCACUUUUGGUUCCUAUCAGUGAGAAUAAGGAAGUGGUCUCUGCUUCACCUUCUUCUUUGCUCAAUGUACUCUUCUUCUUCUCUCUGUAUCUGGUGGCCAUUGGACAAAGUGGGCACAAGCCUUGCGUUCAGGCCUUUGGAGCAGAUCAGUUCGAUGAGAAAGACCCGCGAGAGCAACGUGACAGAAGCUCAUUCUUUAACUGGUGGUACCUUAGUAUGUCUGCAGGGAUCUGCUUGGCCAUUGUAGUUGUUGUCUACAUUCAGGAAGCUGUCGGCUGGGCACUCGGGUUUGGUAUACCUUGUGUGUUCAUGGUGAUCUCUCUUGUUUUGUUUGUGGUAGGGAGAAGAAGUUACAGGUACAGUAAAAGUAGACAUGAAAAGGAAAACAACCCUUUUACCAGGAUAGGUAGAGUCUUCUUUCGAGCAUUCAAGAAUCGAAGAUUGAGUCAAGUUCAGACUGAGCUGGAGGAAAACCCAUCUCAUGGAUCUCCAGAGAAGCUGAGGUUUCUAAGGAAAGCCUUGCUUACCCCACAUGCAUCCACUGAAGAGGACAAUGUAUGUAGUGUUAGUGUUGGUGAUGUUGAAGAUGCCACAGCUCUUGUCAGGCUUAUACCAGUAUGGCUUACAACUCUCGGCUACGCUCUCCCCUACGCUCAAUACAUGACUUUCUUCACAAAGCAAGGUGCAACACUAGAAAGAGCAAUCUUCCCUGGUGUGAAGAUCCCCUCUGCUUCUCUUCAGGUCCUUAUCGGCAUAGCAAUAGUCCUCUUUGUCCCCAUCUAUGACCGUGUUUUGGUCCCAUUCGCCAGGUCUAUAACCAAAGAUCCUUGUGGCAUCACAACGCUAAAAAGAAUUGGAGCCGGAAUGGUACUAGCAACUUUCACUAUGGUGGUUGCUGCUCUGGUUGAGUCAAAACGGAUCCAGACAGCAAAAGAAUACGGUCUUAUCGACCAACCGGGAACAACGGUUCCGAUGUCUAUAUGGUGGUUAGUCCCCCAGUACUUGAUGCUGGGAUUGGCUGACGUACUUACAUUAGUGGGAAUGCAAGAGUUUUUCUACAGCCAAGUCCCACCAGAGCUGAGAAGCAUCGGUCUAGCGCUUUACUUAAGUGCAUUGGGCGUGGGAAGCUUAUUGAGUAGCUUGCUCGUGUCUGUGAUUGAUUUGGUUACUGGAGGAGAUGCUGGAAACAGCUGGUUUAAUAGUAACCUUAACAAAGCACAUCUCGAUUACUUCUAUUGGCUACUUGCUGUUAUUAGCGCCUUGGGGUUCUCUGUGUUCUUGUUUGUUUCUAAGUCAUAUGUCUAUCGUCGGGUGGAUGGAGUCUAGUCUUACAGAUUUCUUGGUAGAAGAUGACGAUGUGAUAU